Messenger RNA from Dimorphilus gyrociliatus, 2354 nucleotides. The record is from the annotation of a GenBank genome assembly. NCBI's taxonomy places the organism in Eukaryota, Metazoa, Annelida, Polychaeta, Dinophilidae.
AACUAUUUUGAAAGCGGAACGUUUGUUGGUAAGACUACCAUUAAUAAUCGUCAUAUGAUAAAUCACGUGACGGGAAAAGAGCUAUAACAAAAAAUCUCAUUGUUUAUAACAGCUAGAUUGAUUCAAGCUAAAUAUGUUGAAGCUUUUUGCCUUGUGUGCAUUUAUAGCAAGUUGCAGUGCUUUAUCCUGCGACAAUCAAGCGGAAUUUUGCAAAAAUUUGCAAACCGCCACUAAAUGUAAAAAAAUCGACACUUGCAUAACAAACGUUUGGAGCCAAUUUAAAGGCGAUAAAACAAGCGAUAUCUGCACUUUUUGUGAAACUUUGAUAACGACCGUUCGAGAUGCUUUAUCAAACGCCGAAACAGAGAAAGCUAUCGAAAACUACUUGGCGAAUGCUUGUACCAUCAUUCCUGAUGAAACCAUCGCAAAAGAUUGCACUGCAGCAGUUGACAAUUAUUUACCUGAAAUUUUCCAAUUAAUCAAAAGCGUUUUGAAUCCUCAACAAGUUUGUAAUGCUAUUGGAAUAUGCAAGCCCCAAAUGAAAUUAACAAACCCAAAAGUUAUCGAAUUGGUACAGCCACGCCUAAGAAUUUUACCAGCGAAUAAACAGAGUCCUAUUAAAAUGAUGUUGACGAAAACAAAUGACAAGAUUUGCGAUGAUUGUAAAAAGAUUAUGACAGAUGUCGAAGCUCUGAUUAGUGAACCGGAAACUGAAAAGAAAAUUGAAACAUAUUUUGAAAAUAACCUUUGCAAUUUCCUCGGAAGUUUAGCAUCGGCUUGCGAUGAUGCAAUUAAACAAUAUAUACCAAUGUUGUUUAGCAUGAUCAAACAAGAAUUACAACCAGUUGAAGUCUGCUCCGCUUUGGGUUUAUGUACUGCUGGAGAUCAUACAGUUUUACCAAAACUCAAACUUACUAAUAUGAAGUUAUACGGAUACGCUUCGAGUUUGAACAGUGACUACGAAUGCAAUGUGUGCAAGACAGUUUUCAAUGAUUUAAAGGCGGUCGAUACAAAUGUUCUCGUACAAAAAUACGUUGAAACUAUAAUCUCUGAGGAAAUUUGUACUAAAUUAGGCCCAUUUGAAUCGCAAUGUAAGCAAGAAAUAUCCGAGUAUGGAGCAAUUCUUUUCGAUCUUAUUGCUACUGAAUUGGAUGGUGAUGCUAGAUGUAAAUCUUUGGGAUUCUGUAAUAAUCCGGCGUUUAAUAAAGUCAGUGUUAUUAGACAACAAACUGAAAAGAUUGUAAAACAAGAAAAGAUGAAGGCAGUAAAAGUUUCCAGUGAAGAAUGUGUACUUUGCGAAUUCGUUAUCAAUACUUUGGAAAGAUUCGUUAACAAAAAUAGUACAGAAGAGGAAGUUAUCAGUGCAUUGAACAAAGUAUGCUCAAUCUUGCCUGAUACUAUCAAGGUACAGUGUAGCGAUUUCGUUAAAACAUAUGGCAAUGCUAUGGUAAAACUUCUGAUAAGCGAAUUAAAACCAGAAAUGGUUUGCCGUACCCUCGGUUUAUGUUCUACUAAUACGAAAUUGGUCAAAAUGAUACCAAUCAAAGUUAAAGCUGGUGAAUUUUGCCCAAUUUGUAAAACGGUAAUGCAAUACGUUGAUUCAAUGCUACAAAAAAAUUCUACAAUUCAAGAAAUUGAAGCAGUUAUGGAUAAAGUUUGCAACUUUUUGCCAUCGAGUCUCACUCAAGAAUGUGACAGUCUCGUUCAACAGUAUGGUCCAUUGAUAAUUCAUUUAUUAGCCGCUGAAAUGGCUCCUCAACAAAUCUGCACAGCCAUUGGAUUGUGUACUUCAAGCACACAAAAAACAGCUCAACAUCUUCUCGGUACAGAUGAAUGUACUUUUGGCCCAGCAUUCUGGUGCGCCAGUAUGGAGAACGCUAAAAAGUGUAACACUAUUACUCAUUGCCAAGAAAAUGGCUGGAAAACAAAGUAAGAAGAGAAUCCCUAUACACAAUAUUUAAAAUCUGAAAUAAUUAAAAGAAAGAAGAAAAGAGAAUUCUAUUUAACAAAUAUUAACAAGUAAAAUUAUCAAAAUUUUCAAAUAUAAAUAAUAAUAGAAAACUUUUUUUAUAUAAAAAAGAAAUAUAGUAAUAUUCACUUGUUUAUAAGCUUUAUUAUUUACCUUGUCCUAUAUUCGCACUGUGUUGCUUUUUCAUAAUUUAAAAUAAAUGAUUUUACAACAAUUUCUUUUUAAUUUCUCUUUAUUUAAUAUAUUUAAAAGAUUGUACUAGAAAUAGAACACCCAAUUCGUAGAUAUAUGGCAUAGUAAACAAAUGAUGAUACCGAUUAAUGAUAUACCCUGUUUUGACGAUUGGUUGUGAGAUCCAAUCUUUUCCAUAAUUGAUGCACUGUCC